This is a messenger RNA of Ictalurus furcatus (blue catfish), 1835 nucleotides long. RefSeq names its product HemK methyltransferase family member 1 (gene hemk1). Bases 314 to 1393 code for a protein of 359 amino acids. The record is from RefSeq and is a predicted model, not a curated record. Gene Ontology annotation, cellular component: mitochondrion. Gene Ontology annotation, molecular function: nucleic acid binding; protein methyltransferase activity. Gene Ontology annotation, biological process: protein methylation. NCBI's taxonomy places the organism in Eukaryota, Metazoa, Chordata, Actinopteri, Siluriformes, Ictaluridae. The transcript has 11 exons.
AUAACUAGAAGGGAGAUUGCGGUGAGGCUUUAUUUAAUGUAAUUCAUUUAUUUGUUUUUAGUUUUUGAUUUGACUCUUUUUCAUUUCAUAUAACUAUGAGAUAUUGGGGUUUAACUCUCGAUUUCACUCAACUAGAUAUUCUUUAUUAUAUGUGAACGUCACAGGCUUUUAUUUUGAAACUUGGUGCAAUACAGCUUCCGUGUUUCAGUUUUAUACCUGUAGACAGCAUGGGCAGCGUGGUUGUCUGACGAGCUGUUAAUACUGACGCAUUGGCUUUUAUUCCCAUAUUAAUAUGCAGUUGUAGUAGUGAUGAAUGAUGUUAGGGUUGAUGUCAGUAAGCAGCAGGUCCGCCUGGACUCAGAGAAGCUUUACUGGGUGGAUAAGAAGAGGAAUAAUACAGCAGCGGGUAAAUGAAAGCGUGGCUGAUGGCAGCCUCUCUCUUCAGGCUCUGCUGUGGUUGCCGUGUGGAGGUGUAGGUGGCGCUCUCACUCCUCCCGCUGACUGCAGUGUUACAGUAGAGCAGGCGGUGAACUUGUGGAUGCAGUGCUUUCAGCAGCAUGGAAUCUCUGAGCCACUCCUCUCCUCACAGUACAUCAUAGCUCACGUCCUGGGAAAGAAAACUCUGCAAAGUCUGGAGAGGACGAUGCUGCAAGAAAGACUGAGUGACAAGGAGCGAGAGACCGUGUGGGCUCUAUGUUCCAAACGCCUGACAAGGAUGCCGGUGCAGUAUGUGAUUGAAGAGUGGGACUUCAGGGAUCUGACCCUGAAGAUGAGACCUCCGGUGUUCAUUCCCCGCCCUGAGACAGAGGAACUGGUUAGUUUGCUGUUAAAGGAUCUGCGGUCACAGUGGGGAGUGAGAGCUCUGCGAUGCCUGGAGGUGGGCUGUGGAUCAGGUGCCAUCUCUCUGAGCCUGCUGCACAGUGCACCACAGCUCAAGGCAGUUGCAUUGGACCAAAGCCAGGAAGCAGUGUGUCUCACUAAGGAAAAUGCAGACAGACUGGGGCUCCUGGACAGACUGGAAGUUUAUCAUUUAGAUAUUCUGAAGGAAGCUGAUUUGACACUGAGAAGCUGCAGUCCUGUUGAUGUAAUUGUUAGCAACCCUCCGUACCUGUUUUCUCAGGAUAUGGAGUCUCUGCAGGCAGAGAUACACAGGUUUGAAGACCACUCAGCAUUGGAUGGGGGUUUGGAUGGCAUGUCAGUAAUCAGACAGAUUCUAACUCUAGCACCGAGACUCCUAACAGAUGAAGGUCGUAUGUAUCUGGAGGUGGAUCCACGACAUCCUCCACACAUAAAGUGUCUGGUAGAGGAAAGCAUGCUGGGGCUGCAGUAUUUGGGAUCACACUGUGAUUUCACUAACAGGUUGCGGUUCUGCAUUCUACAGAAGAGAGGAUGAACUAAAAGAGCAACCUGUGGAGUUUGCGAUCGACUUGAGAGACACAGACAGAACAUAGCUUGAGAGAAAGCUGAUAUGGAAGUGAUGGCUCAAGCGACAUACACGAAGAACUGUAUUCUCCGCCGUUCUGCCAAAGUGUAUCGCUUACACCUCACCUCCAAUCACAGCUUACUGGGAUUCUAUGGGGUGUUUAAGGUGUGAGUUAAAAAAAAAAAUACAUUUAAAUCCUGAAAUGGAUUAUAAUGGAAAGGCAGACCAGCCUAAGCACUGAGAUUUAGUCUUUUCUAAUUCACACAAUGUUCUAGAUGGAAGACCUGACCAGAAAUGAUGGCUGAAAGUGUUAAAAUAACACUGCAAUCAACACACUGUGGACUGUUCGGCGUUUAUUUACAUUUUGAAUGUGUUACCAUGCGCGUUGUUUAAUAAAACAGUCUUGAAUUUG